CCAGAAGGCCUGGGGCGCAAGGAUGCUACGCUUCUUUGCGUCGUAUUCCACAGAUGACGUCGCUCUCGGAGCAGACGCUUUUCGCGCACCGGAGAUGUUGGAUCAGCCACCCCCGCAAAGCUUUCGCUACCAAGUUAAUGAUGAAGACGGCUUACGCGUGAGAAGCCAGCGCAUUCCUUUAGUCGAAACUGUCGAGAAAGACGAAGGCGCCAGGAAGACUGCUGAAGCUUCAACUACCGGUCCCGUGGAUGACUCUACUUCCAGCAAUGCAAGUUUCCCGAGCUGCAUGCGGAAAGAUGCAUCGCAACAGAUAGCUCGAAAGACUGCGGCGGUAAGCCUAGCUCCCGAGCGAACACUAAAUCCUCGAGCAUUGGAGCACUGCACAUGGAAAAUACCUCUUUCCAAACGAGAAAGGCACCGCACCAGGAUGGAGACAUCUGCAAGUUCUGAGCAGACCCUCGUACGGAGAACAAGCAUUCCAUCAUGGACGCAAGUUCUUGAUAGCAGGAGCAAUGCCUUUGACGAGCAGCUGCGUGCAUCGGAUUCGUCAGAAGCGGGGGCAACGGUGCAUGUUCUUAAUGUGUUACGGCAACUGCUGCAGCGGUCAGGCAUUCCUUCGCAGACCGCAGUAUCCCUUCUCGACGAGUGGCCUGCGCACAUGAACAGUGAUGGUAUCCCACUGGUGAUGCCCGGAAGCGACAGAGUUGUUAUACGAGAAAUAAUCGAAGACCCUGCCCGAACACGUCUGCUUUUACGUAACAUGCUUCGGUUAAUGGGACGACUAGCUGCUUCAGGAAGGUCGUUGCUGUCUUUUGAAAGAGCCGAUGAGCAGUUGGACAGCCUGAUGCAAAGAUGUUCCAGUGCACACGAAAACCAUCAACUUCAGCAUCGUCUACAAGCCCUGCCAUGUGGCUCUCAGGGAAGCGAGUGUGCCGAGCCGCAAACGUUCUUGUCCCCUCAACAAGUCGAUAACUUCGAAAAAGAAGUUAACUCCUUCCUGCAACACGUGCAGCAGUUUUCGGAACAGGCGCAGCUUUUCUAUCAACAAGCUCGGGUAUUUGUCGCAGACUUCAAGGCCUUUCAGUUGCGAAUGGAGCAUUUUAAGCAAGUGAUCGACAAUAUUGCUCAGGCAGUUCCAAACUCUGAAGCCCGAGUAGAUACGCAAGCCCCAAGGGAAACACAAGACGCGCAAGUUCUUAGCCUUGAAGAGCUGCUCGGCGGCUUUCCUUUUAUAGAGGGCUUUACUCGACUCAUUCAAAGUUUCUCUCAACGAAUCUUUUCUCCAGUGCAGGUUACCGAAGCUAGUGCUGCGACGGAAGGAACCCACCAGCAGACAGCCCGCGAAAGUUCCGAGGAAAGGCAAGCCAAACAGAGUUCACCGCAACAAGACGGCAACUCCCGGCAAAACGUGACCAAUGCGCCUACGUCACGAUGUUCUGAGCGUUCUCAUCGGUGCAGCUCACCGGGAGACGGUGACGUCGUCAACACUGCGGACAAACAGGUACACUGCGUUUUUAUCAAAGCAUUUGAUAGCCCUGACCGUGAACGGGAAGGGGUCUCAAAACAAGUUCACACUGACCCAACUGAAAAUGGUGAUGUCACGCCGUGCGCUGAGAAAUCGGCAAUAACGCCGAGUCCAAGUCGAGCUUCGAGAAAUCUUUGGUCUCCAACUGGUACGACAGGAAAGGUGACGCCAUCAGUUUUUGUGUUCCUGCCCGUCGCUUCAGAAAGUACAUGCUCCUCCGAAGGUUCUAGUCCAGGACCGCAUCUUGAAGAACCGGGGCACCGUAGUUCGCAGGACUUGCUGGAACACCCGUCAAAAAGCGGUGAGCCACAAUUUCCACCGGGGGACUCUGAAGGAAUAGUGAAGUCGUCUUCUUCACAAGAGCACAAAACGUCACCAGAAGACGCGCAGUUUUCAAAGGACGACUAUCCUCCAUCACCGAACGCCCUCGUAAAACUGUGGCGGUCUUUCUCGUUCGUUCGAAAGCUUUCCACGAAAGACGAGACUCCUCAGAGUGGAUAGUUAUGCAACCAAGCUUUUAAACUGCAAGAGCGCUGGACAAGCCCUACAGCACGCUUCCCAAAUUGAUCCGAUUCCUAGAUAGAUUUCGUUCGAUCCUCGUUUCGCGUAUUGAGCAAUUCUGCAACUGACAUGCGCAACCUGGAGGAGUUUCUGCGAAGGUGCUAACAAGUGAACCACUGACAUUUGUGUGAUGUGUGCAUGUUCUGUCCGGGUUUUUAGACACAAUGCAACGCCAAGAGCCAACAAUGACUGAGUGUGCCGGUCUGAUAAUGGUGUGCUUCAAUGUUGCGACAUUGCCGCCAGACUGUUACUGCAAUUGUGUGCGCGAGUGUGACUUGUCAAAUAGACAAAAGUGUAUUCGUCCACGAAAACUGAUUGUUGUAUUUUGAUUGAAUCACCUUUUUCCCGACAAUAAGUACGAACGAAAUCCAAUAAACGGAUUCACUUUGCUA
Rhipicephalus sanguineus (brown dog tick) is the source of this 2478-nucleotide messenger RNA. RefSeq lists its product as uncharacterized. Bases 23 to 2026 code for a protein of 667 amino acids. NCBI's taxonomy places the organism in Eukaryota, Metazoa, Arthropoda, Arachnida, Ixodida, Ixodidae. The transcript has 2 exons. The record is from RefSeq and is a predicted model, not a curated record.